CAAAAUGGCGGCGGCGGAGCUGGAGCGGGUUCGCGUCUCGGCCGCCGAGCUGAGGCGGGGCGUCGCCGAGGCGGCGGCGCUGGGCCGGGCCGGGCCGGAGACCAUGAAGGAGCCGCGGCACCGUAAGGACAACCGGCGUCCGGACCUUGAAAUCUACAAGCCCGGCCUGUCCCGGCUGCGGAACAAACAGGCCUCAGCCAAGCUGGAGGCCAACUCCUGGCCAGAGGAAGCCAAGGCGGGGAUGGCUGGGGACAGGGACCCCUCUGCGGCUUCCAGCAAGAAGGAUCCCCCCGGAGGAAGCGCCCAGCGCCUAAACGGGGUCUCAGAAGGGAGCUCCGAGCCGGGGGCUCCCCAGGCCGGCACACCUGAUGACUGGUGCCCUCGGCUCGUCAGGCGAGCCAAGAAGCCGGACCAGCAGAUCUAUCAGCCGGGGAAGCGCCUGCAGGUCCCCUCCAAGGAGCCAGCAGCUGAGGAGCCCCCUGGGAAGGGGGAGAAAGGCAAAGAGCCUGAAGGGGAGGCUGGGAAGGGGAGCGAGGGCCCCCGGAAGUCGGGCACUCAAGAGCAGAGGGAAGGGAGCCAGAGCAAAGACAGGGCCAAGCCCCUCCGGGGCGCUGAGAAGGGCAGGCGGGCCGAGAGGCCGGACUGGGCCAAGAAGGGCGGCGAGGAGGUGUCAGCCUGCGGCAAGGCCAGCACUCCCAAGCGCUACUCACGCUCCGACAAGCGCCGGAAUCGGUAUCGCACCUGCAGCACCAGCUCGGCCGGGAGCAACAACAGUGCGGACGGGUCCCGUGGGGAGGCAGAGGCGGGGAAGCGGCGCCCGGAGCUGGCCAAGGAGCAGCCUCGGCCCCGGAAGCAGCUUUCCGCCUCCUCCACAGACUCCCUUGACGACGACCGGGAUGAGGAGGCCAGCCGGGACCUAGAGAUGAAGCGGCAGCUGGAGCACAGCUGGCUUUCCAAGACCACUGAUGGGAGGGAAGGCAAAGGGGGGCAGCCGGCUGGCCAUGCAAUGCAGAGGAGGGCCGCCGAGGCUGGCUGGCGGAAGCGCAAGCCCUCCGGGGCCAGCCUGAGUGACUCUACGGAGGCCCAAGGAGAGGGCAAGCCCCAAGGGAGGGGCCGCGGGAUCCUGGUCCUCCCGGCCAACACGGACCUGAAUGCCAGUGCCACCGGAUCUCCGGAGGCCCUCCACUCAGGGGGGCCCAGGCUCCUCUUCGGCGGGGGCAGCAAAGGGGGCAGGGGCAGGGGCAGGGGGGGCACCGCCCGCCGGCUCUGGGACCCCAACAACCCUGAGCAAAAGCCAGCGCUGAAGAGCGCGGCCGCCCAACUGCACUUCCUGGACACGGACGACGAGGUGCCCCCAGCCCCUCGGGGCGAUGCCCGCCAGGCCUCGGCCCCCUACUACCGCUUCCAGAACUCGGACAACCCCUAUUACUAUGGCAGGCCGGUGGGCCAGGCCCCGGCCCCGGCUCCGUACUCCUACACCGGGUAUUCCCUGCCGUAUCAGGUGGGCGCCAACAACGGGGUUUACCCGGGGCCGUAUUACCCUGCUGGCUUCCCAGGCCAGCCGGAGCCCUACCUCUGCAGCCCGCUCCUAGCCAGCCCCCUCAGCCCUGAGAUGGAGCAGCAGGUGCGCGGCCUGCAGCAGCAAGAGCUCAGCAAGGUCCUCCGCGAAGCCAGCAACCUGGAGCAGCAGCUUAGCAACCUCCUGUCCAGGGACCGGCUCCGUCCCGAGGGCCUGGAGAAGAUGGGGCAGCUCAGGGCCGAGAUGCUCCAGCUGUACGAGCGCUGCCUCCUGAGCGACAUUGAGUUCGCUGACGCCCAGAACGUGGACCAGCUGCUCUGGAAGAACGCCUUCUACCAGGUGAUCGAGAAGUUCCGGCAGCUGCUCAAGGGCCCCCUGGGGGAGGGCGGCCAGGAGAUCCGUGGCAAGCUCCUCCAGCUCCUGGACGAGGGCACCGUCUUCUUCGACAGUUUGCUGCAGAAGCUGCAAGCAACAUACCAGUUCAAGCUGGAAGACUACAUGGACGGCAUGGCCGUCCGCAGCAAGCCCCUGCGGAAGAUGGUGAAAUAUGCCCUCAUCAGUGCCCAGAGGAGUCUGAUUUGCCAGGGAGACAUCUGCAGGUACAGGGAACAAGGCAGCGACACGGCAAACUACGGGAAAGCCCGCAGCUGGUACCUGAAGGCCCAGCACAUUGCCCCGAAGAACGGCCGCCCAUAUAACCAGCUGGCCCUCCUGGCUGUCUACACGAGGAGGAAGCUGGACGCUGUCUACUACUACAUGCGCAGCUUGGCUGCCAGCAACCCCAUCCUGACCGCCAAGGAGAGCCUGAUGAGUCUCUUUGAGGAGACCAAGCGCAAGGCGGAGCAGAGGAAGAGCCCCAGCCGACGCACCAACGGCAAGAAGUCGGCCUUCCGGCCUUCCGGGGAUGACAACACCCGCCUGGAGCGCUGGAUCCACCCCUCCCACCCGCGCUCCGGCCAGGGCCAGGAGUCCGGCCGGGACUCGGAGCAGGACAACGGGCUUAUGAGUCUCAGCCCCAGCGAUCUGAACAAAAGGCUCGUCCUGAGUUUUCUCCAUGCCCAUGGGAAGCUGUUUACCAGGAUUGGGAUGGAGACGUUCCCUGCUGUGGCUGCCGAGGUCCUGAGCGAGUUCCAGGCGCUGCUGGCCCACAGCCCCCUGCCCAUCGGGAGCACCCGCACGCUGCAGUUUGUGGCCAUCAACAUGUUCGCCAUCUACAACUCCCAGCCCAAAGAGUGCCUCUCGGAGGACUGCCGCUCGGUGAUCCAGGAGCAGGCCACGGCCCUGGGGCUCGCCAUGUUCGCCACGCUGGUCAAGCGCUGCGCCGCUCUGCUGCAGGAAGUCUCUCUGGCCGCUCAGGCCCAGGAGGGCUCCGGGGUGAAGGAGGAGGAGGAGGAAGAGGGGGAGGAAGAAGGCAUCAAGGUCUCCUCCUUGCCGCAGGACCUGAAGGAGCUGCUUCCCAGCAUCAAGGUUUGGUCGGACUGGAUGCUCGGCCACGCAGACACCUGGAACCCCCCGCCCAGCGCCCUGGAGCUGCCCCGAUCGGUCUCCGUGGACGUGUGGGCCACGCUGGCCGACUUCUGCAACAUCCUGACAGCUGUGAACCAGUCGGAGGUGCCCCUCUACAAGGACCCGGACGAGGACCUGGCCCUGCUCAGCCUGGAGGAAGACCGGCUGCUCUCGGGCUUCGUCCCGCUGCUGGUUGCCCCUCAGGAGCCCUGCUACGUGGAGAAAUCCUCGGACAAGGCGAUCGCCGCCGACUGCAAGAGGGUGACAGUGCUGAAGUAUUUCCUGGAAGCCCUUUGCGGCCAAGAAGAGCCAUUGCUGGCAUUCAAGGGUGGAAAGUAUGUCUCAGUGGCCGCCGUCCCAGACACCAUGGGAAAGGAAACGGCAGGCCAAGAGGGAAAACAACUGGAAGAUCAGGAGGAUGACAUCCAGAUCGAGGCCUUCGAGGACGACUCCGAGGCUGAAGGGAGCGGCGGAGAAUUUGACAUCAGGGAGCUGCGGGCCAAGAAGCAGGCGCUGACCAGGAAGGUGGCCGAGCAGCAACGCCGCCAGGACAAGAUCCAGGCGGUGCUGAAGGACCAGGCGCAAGUGAGGCAGAUGGAGCUGGAGAUCCGCCCCGUCUUCCUGGUCCCGGACACCAACGGGUUCAUCGACCACCUGGGCAGCCUGGUCAAGCUGCUGGACUGCCGGCAGUUCAUCCUCGUGGUGCCCCUGAUUGUCAUAAAUGAGUUGGACGGGCUGGCCAAGGGCCCUGAGUCAGAGCACCGCGUGGGGGGCUAUGCCCGCCUGCUGCAAGAGCGCGCCCGCAAGGCCGUGGAGUUCCUGGAGACGCGCUUCGAGGGGCGUGACAGCUACAUGCGAGCCCUGACCAGCCGGGGCAACGAGCUGGAAUCCAUCUCCUUCCGCAGCGAGGACAUCUCCAGGCAGCAGGGAAAUAAUGAUGAUUUGAUCUUGUCGUGUUGCCUCCACUACUGCAACGACAAAGCAAAGGACUUCAUGCCAGCCAAGAAAGAUGACCCGAUCCGGCUGCUGCGGGAGGUGGUGCUGCUGACAGACGACCGCAACCUGCGUGUGAAGGCGCUGACCCGCAAUGUGCCCGUGAGGGACAUCCCCACCUUCCUGAGGUGGGCACAGGAGGGCUGAGAGAAGCGGGGGCCGCCUGCCAGGAGCUGUGCAGCCGUUGCCUCCAGCAGGGGGCAGCCUCGGGGUGGAGGGACGGGCAUCCCGCUGCCAUCCCAGGACCCCCCUCUGAACAAUAAACGCAGCGUCUCCAACCCCACCCGGAAUGGCCGUGCUGUGGGUGCAAGUGAGGGGCGCACGUCCCCACGGGGAAGUUGUGCCACGGAGGAUCGGACGUGUAGGGGUCCCUGGGUCUUUGGACGGGGAGGAAACCCAGAAGGGGGUAUCCCAGGCACACCCACCCACUUCCUCCUGCCAAGGUGGAGCCCUGGGGAAGGACCUUAGUUUGGAUGUGGCACUCCGCUUUCAUGAUUCCCCACCCCCAGAACAUCACCUGGGCAGCCUCCUGCCCAUCUCACUGUCUCGGGUGGGGAAGCUCCCGGCUCGCUUGGCCCAGGCCUGUCAUCUUUGCUUCUCUGCUCUCAUCCUGAGACAUUGGGCGGCUGUUUCCUCCCCCCACCAGCCCAGAGCCCGAGGUUUUUGCCCCAGCCCUCCUCCGCCCUCUGCCCACCCCUGCCACUCGCUGGUCCUCCUUUCCCUGACUCCCGCACGCUCCUUCUCUAGUGCCCUCGCUGGUUUGACUAGGAGAGACAGAGUGCCACGCCGUGGGCUUUGGAGGGUCAUAGCUCCCUUCUGGCUGUAGGCCUUUCAUGGGGCAGGCAAGCAGAUGCCCUCAUGGAAGAGAUUGCAGGCUGAGCGGGCGGAGCUGGGAGGUUCCCUUGAGUUCACCAGGGGACGGCUUGGGUAAAGAGCCAUGGACAUCUGGCUCCUGUGGGGGGCGGGGGUCCACUGCUCCAGGGCUUCUGUUUCUGCCGCAAAGCAUACGGGGUGGGAGAAGAGGCCAGCCAGCAUUUCCACCCCACUCCACCCCACCCCACCCACCCACAGAGCCCUCCACUUGCCUUCUGGGGAGUGCCCAGGGAACGGACCGAGGCAGCAGCAUCCCCAGGGCUUUUGGGCUUUGAGUCAGCAACCCAGGACCACCCUCUUCUUCCUCCACCCCCGGAAAGUCCGUGUGCCUCGAAGAGGCCUCUGUUGAUCAGCAGGCACACCUCUGCUUCUGGUGGAAGUCGCAUCCAGGGCUCUGGGCACUGGACAGGAGCCCACGGCCAGCAGCUCCGGAGACGGGGGAAGACCUCUCCCACCUUGGCAGGUCAACCCAGCAUGGAGGCCCUCGCUGGCAGCACACGUGCAGCAGGAGAGGGAUCCGUCCCCGGGGGGGGGAGGGGGAAGCUGGCCGGCAGCCCCUCCUCCUGCUUCCACCUGCCAGGAUUUGAUGGGGGGCAUGCUUGGGCCCAUUUUUUUUGUCCUGUUGUUUUCUUAAUAAAUUUUUAGUAGGGAA
Messenger RNA from Elgaria multicarinata webbii, 5543 nucleotides. It is a transcript of the gene SMG6, whose product is annotated as SMG6 nonsense mediated mRNA decay factor. Gene Ontology annotation, cellular component: telomerase holoenzyme complex. Gene Ontology annotation, biological process: nuclear-transcribed mRNA catabolic process, nonsense-mediated decay. The record is from RefSeq and is a predicted model, not a curated record. The transcript has 19 exons. Bases 5 to 4165 code for a protein of 1386 amino acids. Gene Ontology annotation, molecular function: telomeric repeat DNA binding; telomerase RNA binding; protein binding. NCBI's taxonomy places the organism in Eukaryota, Metazoa, Chordata, Lepidosauria, Squamata, Anguidae.